AUGAAGAAGCCUACCUUUCCAAGGAGGUUAUACACAAGAGGGGCUGAACCGGAAGCCCAAAAGAGCAUCUCCUACGGCAGCAACGACAAAAAGCUAUUUGCUGCCGUGAAAAAACUACUGAGUGAUGCCGAGUGGGAAACACUAUGCGACUCGCGAGUUGGUGUCUUCUGCAAGUUUCACGACCUCGACUUCGCGUGGUCUUCGAAGUUGGUCCACACGAUGCUCUCAUAUCAGUUAGAGUGCAAGAAGAAGUAUGAGAUCUGGGUUGCGGUUGCGGAUAGCCCAAUUAGAUUUUCCCUCCAUGAGUUUGAGCAUCUCACCGGCCUCAACUGCGACUAUGUGGAAGAUAUUGAUGACCCCAAGUGCAAGGUUACUCUAGAGAUGAGAGCAUUCUGGGAGAAGCUCGGAGUAGAUGUUGAGCUUGGUCCGAGUCAAGUGGAGAUCAUUCGUGCAUGCGAAUGGGCAACAGACUGGCCGAGUGAGGACAAACUUAGGCUUGGUUACUUGGCCAUCUACACUGGCUUCAUUGCUGCUCGGAAAAACACCUCGCACACUCCUGUCAACCUGGCCAGAUUAGUGAUGGAUGAAGAGGAGUUUGAGAAUUAUCCGUGGGGGCGUGUAGCUUUCAAGAACCUGAUCGAAGCCGUCAAAGAAGCAGAGCUAUGGAAGUCCGGGUAUGUCCUGGAUGGGUUUGUUGAGGCUCUACAAGUAUGGGCAUAUCGUUUCAUGCCUGAAUUCGGAGCGGGUUGUGGUGCGCCCAUACGAAACGCUCCUGACAUUCCGCUCUUGUCCUACAAAGGAGUCCAGGGUCUAAGGAACAUUGAACUCACGAUACUGAAGCUACGAUACAUAGACCAUUUUGGUAGACCAUUAUGGUAG
Molecule: messenger RNA, 879 nt
Organism: Microthlaspi erraticum
Lineage: Eukaryota; Viridiplantae; Streptophyta; Magnoliopsida; Brassicales; Brassicaceae
Source: the annotation of a GenBank genome assembly